Messenger RNA from Chenopodium quinoa (quinoa), 944 nucleotides. RefSeq lists its product as uncharacterized. NCBI's taxonomy places the organism in Eukaryota, Viridiplantae, Streptophyta, Magnoliopsida, Caryophyllales, Amaranthaceae. The transcript has 4 exons. Gene Ontology annotation, cellular component: EKC/KEOPS complex. The record is from RefSeq and is a predicted model, not a curated record. Bases 262 to 546 code for a protein of 94 amino acids.
GUGUAAUUUUCAUUCUUUAAUCUGAGCCCUUCAUUGACCAGCCUCCACACUUCCAAUUUCACACUGCUUUUCUCCCUUCAAAAUCUCCCACCCAUCUUUACAUCUUCUUUCUUCAAUCUUUAAUUUCAAUUUAAUUGAUUUCUUCCUUUCAUACUCAAUUAGCUGCUUCAAUUAAUUCUCAAACGACCCUUCACUCAACUUUUAAUUUACAGUUUGAUCUUGGGUUUUGCGUGCUCGUCUUCAACCCCAACAAAUUUAUCAAUGGAAGCACAAACCCUCUCUUCUCCAUGGCAGUUCACCUGUGACUUAGAAGUAAAUUUUGAAUCAGAUGAGAAGGCGUACAUUGUGUAUGCAGCUCUAAAUGUUGAUAAAGAGUUGCAACCAGAUAAAGUAAAGAGGGUGCUGUCAGUUUCCAAUGGAAAGCUUGUAGCGCAUUUCGAAGCAGUAGAAGCUAGAUUUCUUCGUGCAUCGUUCAGUGCUUUUGUGGAUGUUCUGACUCUUGCAACGAGAACUAUCGAGGAAUUCAGUCCAGAAAAGGGAAUUUGAGACCUGGACUUUAGGUUAGAAACUAUGAUCUUAUUUAUCCAGACUCAUGUUGCUCGAAAUCAUUUUCAAUCAUUGAUGGCCCUUAUACAACCAGUUGCUUUACCAGAAGUGGGCUGUCUUGAGAAGAUGCUGUACUCAGCUACUUAGUAUAAUUGAUUGUGUAUACAAGCAUGCUCUCAUGAUAUAGCUUGUAGUUCAUUCUAUUUUUUAAAAAAAUAAAAAGUUUGUAAUUCUUCAGAGCCACUUAGCUAGUACUAAAUCUAAUUUGAAGAAAAAAAAACAGGGUGUUAACUUGAAGGUUAUUUUAUCUCCUGUAUGCAUGUACUCGAUUUUUUCUUCAUCAACCUCGCUGUUGCUGUGUUAAUUAUUGUUUUAUUGAAAAUGAGAUUCAUUUUGUU